Messenger RNA from Hydatigera taeniaeformis, 3063 nucleotides. Lineage: Eukaryota; Metazoa; Platyhelminthes; Cestoda; Cyclophyllidea; Taeniidae. The record is from the annotation of a GenBank genome assembly.
AUGGAGGUAUAUAAGCUGACUGAUGAAGACCGCGAGAAGCUAUCCGAUGUUGACAAGAUGAGUGAAAUCAUCAACAAAUUCUCUUGCUCUGAUGCGAAUGUGUCUGAAAAAGCACUUGAAGAAGCUGAUGAGCUGUUAAAAAAGAUCACUAAAAAUGGAAGUGCGGUUAAUAGAACGUUAAUUAAUAAGGAUGUAUCGAGCACAUCGGUGGGUAAGUUGGGUCAUUUUGUCUCACUUGCCUCUUGUGUCUGCUUCAAAAAGAAGUUUAUUUCUCUUCCGUGGAGGGUUGACAAAAAACUUCCGUGCUUUGUAGGUCAGAGCGUCAAUGGUUCUGGACCGGCGCAAAUGUCCGUGGAGGCCUUCAAGGCGCAGGUUACUGCAGAUGCUACAGAACGCUCUAGACGUCGAGCAAGGUGUCGAGCCAAAGCAGAGGAGUAUAAAAAGCAAGCAAAUGAGUACUUUAAAGUCGGAGAUAUGGAAACAGCAAUUAAAAUGUACACAAAAGCCAUUGAUGUUUGUCGAGACUGGGCUGUUCUCUACAACAAUCGGGCUUUGGCCUAUCUCCGUGCAGGUCGUCCGGAGCUUGCAUUAUCGGACUGCGAUUUGGCACUCCGUCUUCUCCCAGCGGAACCAAAAACCACUCCCACAGAAAUCGGUGAGGAAGCGGAUGCAGCUCGAGACACAAACCAACAAGCAGCAAAGGCCUGUCUCCGUCGUGGCAAAGCCCUUCUUGUGUUACGUAGACCGCGUGAUGCCUUAAGUGCAUAUGUCGAUGCAAGAGCCUUUAACGCCUUUGCACACCACCCUGCAACUGCGGUCAUGCCUGAAUUUGAUUCAGACGUGUGGCCAUCCUUUUUGCGCGAGGGCGUUGCUCAAGUCAAAGCCGCUAUCGCCGCCGAUAGCCUAGAUUCCCAAUCAUCAGUUCAACUCUCUCCUUCCGACAAUGACAAACCUAUGCUUCUCAAGGCGACAGAGGAGCGCUUCCUCCGCUUGAUAACUGAGGCUGCCGUGUUUGGUCGUCAGUUGCGUCACUACACUUCGGCUCUGCGCCAGAUAGCAGCGCUGUUGAGUGCUGCGAGUGUAGCUGCUAACCUCCCUCCAACUAAGAAUCUAACAGAGGGUGGGGAAGAAGCAGCAAAAGGAACGGAGGUUGUGACCUCUCCCAAUGGGGACCAAACGGGUCCAGAACGUGAUGAAUGUCACCGAAAAGGAGGGGGAAGAGAGUAUGCAAAGGCUGUGUCGCUGAGGGAUGGAGAUGCCGUUGAGACAGAUAUCGAUGAGAUAGCCACACUGGCAAAGCUGCAGUCCUACUUCAGAGUUAGAAAUGGUUUCGCUAUGCUGGAGUCGCAGAUGAAGCGUUUUGAUGCUUCUGGUAUAGUGAAGCUAUUCCGCCGACCAGAUGGCGCUGCUACUGAAAGUCCAUCAAACCACAGUGCGGAGGACAUUUUAGCCAUACUGGAUCACCUGUUGAGCCUCAUCACCGUAUGCUACCAACUCUCUCGUGAUUGCGGCGAAAAUCAGCGUCUUUUGGUGGAAACUAUGCCACAGCUCUUCUCCACCCUCCUAAUUGACUGUCUCAAGGUUUCACCCUCGUAUGCGAGACUUCCCAUCUCAUCUACUACGGCACCUGGGACUGCUGCCAGACAAGAACUGCAAUUACAUCACCUCCUGGGUCUGCUUCAAUGUUCUGCCUGUGACCUUAUUGCAUUAAUGUCUUGCGAGGCCAGUGGUCGCGAGGGUCUGCUCACUUAUCCAGGACCUGCCGUCCUCCUUUCCGCUCUCGCGACUUGCCUCUCCGAUGCCCUCGGGGUACCUCCUGCCAUUCCUGCCCCCGGGCUCUCUUUUUACCCACCUCCGAAAACGCGGACUACUUCAGUUCAUCAACGUUCCCUUGCCGACUGCUUUGCCACGCAGACUGUAGCGGCUGCUGCAAAGAUUCUUGAAAAUAUCGCCAAGAGCCCGCGUUUCUUGAUCAUGGUUCGUUCGUCAGAUUGUUUUACUAGCGUUCAAAAUGUUAUUGAAGCUGCUAUCGCUCCCGCUCCCGGCAAUGGAAGUUCCACUACCGCCACAUCCGCCCCCGUCACGUGUCUUUCACUCCUUCUCGACAGUCUCUCAGCAGCUUCGGAUGACUCCAUACUGCGCCGCACCAUGAUCACCAAACCCAACUUUCUCAUUAAUCUUGCCAAUUGUGCCAUCCGACAUGUUCCUCUCAUGGUGGAUGAAAGUCACACGGCGUUGGUGGGCUCUCUGUGUCGCCUUCUUCACAACUUUCUUUCUGGUGAACUACACAUAAAACUCUCGCGUACAGAAAUGGAAGCACUGCUUACUCUCGUCGGUGAUAUUCUCGAUACACCUUCGCACAGCUCUGCACUGAUCUCUGUCUCCAUUGCCCUCCUUGGUCGCUUCAUGCCUCUCUGUACUGCUGAUUUGGUUGAGAAAUGGAGUCACUCUGGUAGGGAUGCACCAGAUUUGCCUAAUAAGAAGUCAUCUUCUUCCAUUCCUCGUUCUACCUCGACGUUGGAGAGGGCUUCUCCUCCCCUCACUUCAAGCACUGUAAACGGCACCACAAAGGUGUACGAGUCCACAGAGAGUCUGACGGGUCAUCGACUUCGUGGCGCAAUUCGGGCACUCUCCACCAUCACGCGGGCUCCGGGAUGCGGGGACGUGCGCAUAGCCAUCGGGGAUGAUCGACUCGUUGCCCGCAAAGUUGCUCUCUUGGUGCGCGCCCGCGCUCCACCCACUACCGAGGCAGAGGGGCGUUCCCCACUCUACGAUGAACCCUUGGCUGCCAACGCUUGCCUCAUCCUGGAGGCAUGUGUGGAUGACACGGUGCUGGCAGAGAAUCUUAUUGGCACUACAAUCAUCAUGGAUCUACUUAAACUUACUCGAGAGGCAAAGAAACCUCAGACAAAGCGCAACGCCAGCUGCGUAAUUGCACGCCUGUCUCUGGCGAGCCAUGUGCACCGCGAGGAGAUGUCUCGUCUGGAUGCGAUGUCGCAGUUGGCGCGAUUCAACUCGUGGAAUGUCGAUACUGCGGAGCGUGAACCGGGCAUGCUGUUCUAA